Molecule: messenger RNA, 1023 nt
Organism: Drosophila miranda
Lineage: Eukaryota; Metazoa; Arthropoda; Insecta; Diptera; Drosophilidae
Exons: 2
Coding region: 262-870 (202 amino acids)
Source: RefSeq, a predicted model, not a curated record
UAUUCAAUACAGAAUCGUAUACGGCGGGGGAAACGUGAAAGUUCAAAACAGAGAAACGGCAAAACAGCUGGGCAAAAUGUAGUGCUGGAAAGCAAGUCAAAGGAAGCUGUGCUGGAAACCGAGUCAAAGGAAGCUGUGCUGGAAACCGAGUCGAAAGAAACUGUGCUGGAAAACAUACCACCUCUCCCACUUUCAUUUCGUGUGCGACAUUUUGAGUCAUUCUGGGAAAAUAAAAAUCAAAUUUUCAAUAAUCUGAACGUAAUGGCGCCCCGCAGAAGUGCUCGUAUUUUGGCGUCCCAUGCCGCCCCGCCCUUGACCCGACGCGCUGCGUUCCUCCGCGCAGUGGAGGCCAUAUCCGUUCACGGGCGCCUCAGGACCACCACCACUGCUAGCCAGCGCCGCAGGACCACCACCACUGCUAGCCAGCGCCGCAGGACCACCACCACUGCCAGCCAGCGCCGUGCAAUCCAGAUCGCUGCCAACCAGCCGCCCGCUGAGGACCCUCCCGUUGUCAACCGUGGCGGGAUCAAUAGUCGCGGUACCAAUCGCCGUGGGACCAACCGCCGCGGGACUAAUCGCCGCGGUACCAACAGUCUUCCUGUGCAGGACACCGCACAGAUCGUGACGCUCCUCCAGAAUCCCGACCCACAACGUGGCACCGGUAGCCAUGCCGUCAUGGGAGCUUUGGCCGCUAGCUUACAAGUUGCGAUGCUCCGAAUUAGGCGUACGCCGCCUCCGCAAGGAGAUGGCGAAAAUGACGAGCGAUCCGACGGACGGGUGCACGGUGGAGUUAGUGGACGACUGUAUCUACGACUGGAAGGCCGUUAUUCUCGGGCCCUUGGGCACGCCCUACGAGGGCGGCCACUUUAAACUACGCCUUUACUUUCCGCAGACGUACCCGGCUCGACCACCGUUUUUGAUGUUCCUUACAAAGGUCUACCAUUGCAACGUACACAACAGCGCUAUCUGCGUGGAUAUUCUGCGUUUUCCAAAUGCGAAUUAAAGGCACAGCAGAACACUCUA